Messenger RNA from Salvelinus sp. IW2-2015, 3323 nucleotides. The record is from RefSeq and is a predicted model, not a curated record. Lineage: Eukaryota; Metazoa; Chordata; Actinopteri; Salmoniformes; Salmonidae.
GACAAAAACCACCCGAGCCACGGCCUGUUUACCCGGCUAUCAUCCAGCAGGCGAGGUCAUUUUUAAUGGAGGUCCAAGGGCAAUGGGCGGAGGUCUUCGAGGGCUCUGACAGACAAGAGGACUAUGGUGGGGAGGGUGAGCUGCUGGGUAGCUCCACAGUCACCUUGGCUCCUCUGGUGGCCAACCCUCCUCCCCCUCCCGUUCGCCGCUCCCAGCCCCUCGUCAUCCACAAGAGCAGAAUGAAUAGCGUGGGACUGUCCUCUGUUCCUUCUAUACCCAAUCCCUUUCCGGAGCUGUGCAGCCCCUCUCAAUCCCCAGUCCUGAUUGGCUCUCUCUCACCGCCAAGAAGUGACACCCAUCUGAUCAAGGUGUUCGGUGAGGACAGUCACAGUCGGUCCCUGUGGGUGAUACCCAGGGCCACAGCCAGGGACGUGUGCCAUUUGUUGGUGCAGACAGCCCAUUGUAGCGACCAGGAGAACUGGGCUCUGAUCGAGCUGCAUUCAGCCUUGGGCCUGGAACGAGUUCUGGAGGACCACGAGGUGGUGGUGGAGGUGCAGGCUGCCUGGCCCUCCGAGAGCGACACCAAGCUUCUGUUCCGCAAGAACUACGCCAAAUAUGAGUUCUUCAGGACACCUGUGCUGUUCUUCCCCAAGCACAUGAUCUCAGACAGUGCUGAUGUCACCAAGGGAAUGACCUCAGCGGAACUCAUCCAGAAUCUGCUGCAGUCGGGGACAUGUCCUGAGAUCCAGGGCUUCCUCCACGUCAGAGAGCCCAGCCGCAAAGCCUGGAAGAAGGUCUACUUCUUCCUCCGACGUUCAGGCCUCUACUGCUCCACCAAAGGCUCAUCAAAGGAGCCCCGUCACCUCCAGUACGUGGCUGACCUGGAAGACCUGAACGUCUACAGUAUCACCAACAGCCGCAAGCUCUACGGUGCCCCUGUGGACUUCACCUUCUGCGUCAAGCCCAGCAAAGACCGUAUUCGUGCGCAGGACUUGAAGUUGCUGUGUGCGGAGAACGAACAAACGCGCACCUGCUGGACCUCUGCAUUUCGACUAUUCAAGUAUGGGAGGCAGCUGCAUUGUAACUACCAGCUGUCCCAGUCAGCACCUCGUCUACAGGAGGUUGUGUCUCAGCGGUGUGACUCGGAGGCCAGCCUGGUCGCCAUGGACUUUUCAGGGAAGGCGGGGGGCCGGGUCAUCCAGAAUGCCUGGGAGGCCCAGAGCGCGGAGAGGGAGGAGGGACAGGCAUGGAGGAGGAGAGAAGCCUUGAGGUGCAGCCUACCCAACCUUACCCCGGGAUCUCAGCCCUCUUCCAUACACCGGACCCAGCUCUGGUUCCACGGUGGUGUGUCGCGAAAGCAGGCCCAGAGGCUGAUCGAGGAACAAGGAUUGGUGGAUGGGAUGUUCCUGAUUCGUGAGAGCCAGCAGCAUGCCCAGUGUUUUGUCCUCUCGUUGUGUUACAAGCUGAAGACCAAACACUACCUCGUCAUCCCUUGUGAGGAGGACGGUAGGAAGUACUACACCAUGGACGAUGGCCUCACCCUCUUCAUUGACYUACUGCAGCUGGUGGAGUUUCACCAGAUCAACAAAGGCAUCCUCCCUGUCUGCCUCAAACACCCCUGUGUCUGUGUCGCCCUCUGACCACUUGGUUAGGGACACCUCAUAUGACCCCAGGGACACCUCAUAUGACCACUGGGCUAGGUAUAUAUGCAAAGUAGUUCAAACGCUGUCAGUUUCACUGCGGCUAGCUAGCCGUAGACCGUGUCCUUCGCCCCCUGUGUUUCUGGCACUGUUUUCCAGGUGGCGAGGGCAGGUGUUUGGCAGGCGGGUGCGAACGACACUGUGUGCUGGUACACGGGAGGCGGGAGCAACACUAUUUGCUUGCUAACUAACAAGCUAGCUAGCACACUCCGGUCAGUGUCCUUCGCCCCCGCCUGUCGGGCAUUCAUGCAGGAACCAUUGGGGUGCUGGGGGGGGGGGCAUUCAUGAAAGAACCAAUGGGAUGCUCGAGGUGGGAACACCCUUAUUUGUGAGCUGCAGUUGCACACUUUUGAAAAGUUACAAAUAGCAGCUUGAAGUCACAUGCAGUAACUAGUGUGUAGGGGUCUAGACAUGGAUGGUCACAGCUAUACACCCCUAACAGAAGCUUUUAAAUCAUGUAUUUUUWAUUGAACCUGACUCAUUUGUAGUUUCAGACACACCCCCCCCCCCACAUUUUUUUUACGUUUUAAUUAAUUACUUGCAAUCCCUGUGAGGGUAAGUUUAAUUACGCAUUUUGCACAGCUUUAGGAUCUUAGAGCGCCAUCAUUUGUAGGAUUUUGUGCUGUAACCUAAAGAAUUUGACUUGCUAAAGGGCUUGUUCACUCCCUUGUGAAGCAAUACCUCUGUGGAUAGUUGGCUGGAUGGCUAUAACUGAGUAGAUUCUUCAAUUUUAGAAGGUAACAUUGUUUACGCACAUCCUUUCGGGGCUUAGGGAUAUACAUGUGGAAUAGAGCCCCUUUCAAUGUGUGGGUUAUACAGUGUGCAAGUUCCUGAGUGUACCACUAGGGAGCGCUCUUCGUACACAGGAUAGCAGAGCCAAAGAUGUGAGAGUUGAUUUGUCAUUGAGGAAUUGAUCAGGGGCUUACCCAGCGAGGUGUUGUGAAUCAGUUAGAAAUCAACUCUAUAGAGCUAUUGAAAAUCCAUAUUCUUCACAUUUAGGAAUUAUCAAGCCUUUUCUGCACAAUACAUUUCUAUCUGAAUGUUCUGUAUAAUUGCACCAUCUUGAAUAAGCCCCAGGAUUGGUGAAAUACUGUAGCUACUCAGAAUGCCUUCUGAAUGUUUUACAAUGAUGUGUAUAUGUAUGUUUUUAAUUAUUAUUUUAUAGUUCACUGUGUAUGGUUUUCAUACUAGGACACACUACUAGUAGGUGCCUUGUAAAUUCAUAUAAAACUAAGCACUCUUAAAUGCAUAUUUUUGCACAGUGUUGGUUGAGGGAACUAUUCUGAUGUCUUGUUUUUGUAGUUAGCUGAAAAAGAGAUGUGGGCUGUUCGUUCCUACCCUGCAUGUUCAUAGUGUGUACUUGCAUGUAUGGGAUUUCUAUCAAUGACAUCCUGCGACUUUUUUGAAAUCUUGCAGUUGCUCAUAGCGUUUUAUAUGAAUUAAGUGGUGUUCGAUGUGCGACGUAUACAUCUCAAGUUAUUCAACGCCCAAGGACGGUUUACGUUUGUGCCACGUUUUACUGUUUUUUUUCUUCUUCAUUGAAUUCAAUUGUAUUGUGUGAUAUGCAACAUGGCAAAUAUCUAUAUCUCUUUCGUAACUGUUUAAUAAAUAAUUGAUUUCUUA